GACUCCUAGUCUUCCCCACAGUUUUCGAAAUGUGGCUCACGGUCGUUUCUGUCCCACUGCUUCCUGCCAUCAUCAUGGUUUCCAUUUGUUAUCGUGUCAAAGUUGCUAUGCUGUGCCAUCGAGCUCUGGCCUGGGCACUGAAGCUGGUGCGAGGGAGAGUGUGUGUGAGGAACACCCACGCCUUUGUGUUCUCCAAAUGCACCCACGGCAAAGUUGACAGUGUCCUUGAGACCUUUGACCUUUACACUGACACACACCCCUCCCUCAGCAUCAGCCCACAGAUUGGUGAGGCACUAGAUGAAGUGGUGAGGCGUGUCCAUCCCUCCCUGGUGUUGGAGCUGGGGAUGCAUUGUGGCUACAGUUCUGUCAGACUGCUGCGUCUGCUGCCCCCUGCUGGCAGCCUGAUCACAGUGGAGCUGGACCCACUCACAGCAGAGCUAGGGGAGGAAAUCAUACUUGUAGCUGGCUUCAAACACUCCCAGUUCCGGGUGUUGACAUCUACCUCAGCCGAGGCCAUCCCAACACUGCCUACAUUUCUUGAGCCUGACCAAGGGACUAGUAAAGGGUUCAAUCUGGUGCUGAUGGACCAUGACCCCCAGAAGUACCUUCCAGACCUGCUAGCUCUGGAGAAAUGGGACCUCCUCAGCCCCUCUGGCUGCUUUGUCGUUCUGAUCUACAGGAACCAAAGAGCUAAAGAUCUCAGAGAAAUCCUGGAUCAUAUCAGAGCGAGGCCUGACUGCUACUGCAUCAAGUCAGAGCUUCAGUUUAUGACAGAGAUCUUUUAUCAAAAGGAAAGCACAAGGGUAGAUGGCAAAAUCUAAAGAUGUGGGUGUGCGCUUUCAGUUUGUUUGGACUAUUUCAACCAAUAGUGUUAAAUACUUCAUCCUCUCUAGUAUUACUUGUGGGUCAAAGAAUUGGAGGAUAAAAAAUAUGUGUUGAAUAAAUGAUUUUAUAUAUUUUGUCAAGCUGUUGUUGGAAAAACUACUUUCCCCCAAGCAAAGUCAGCAUAGUACAGUAUAUGUAAGCAGUUUGACAUCAUAUAUGUAUAUAUAAUAUGAUUAUUAGAAAUUAGACAACUGAUGUGUAUCUAAAACAGUAAUCCUGCUAUAAAUUAUUAUCUGAUGAUACUGCUAGAAAUAAAUUACAGUAGAAAAGGAAAGUAUGUUUCUUCAGCUUUAUCAUACAUGGCCCCCCAAAUGACAAACAACAAUUAAACACGAUGAUUACAAUAACAAACAGGUAGAGGAGUUACAAAAUACUCCUUACUUAAAUACUGCUGUUUGUAAUAUUUAAUACAAAAUCACAAAGCUGCUUACACAAUCACCUCUGCUCACAACAAAAGAACAAAGAAGAAAAAAAAUGGUUAGAUGUAGAGCACAGAGUAACCACAUGAUGGCGAUCUCUACAUUUUGAAAGGAUGGAAACUCUGGCGUUAAACUAGGUUUGAAAAGGCACCUUUAAAGGGAAUUGCCAUCUAUUUUAAGAAUGUACCUGUUAUUGCUGGACUUCAGGACAGGUCCAUACAAACGUGUAAACCUCUUUUCUUUUGCUGCAGACAGUAAAGUUAACCGUUGAAAUUUAUGUCAAUAGUGUCACCACAUGUGUCCUGAUUUAUUCAUGAUGAGAUUGACCACAAUGUCGAUGUUUACAAUUAAAAAUAAAGCA
Micropterus salmoides (largemouth bass) is the source of this 1665-nucleotide messenger RNA. Its product is annotated as catechol O-methyltransferase-like. Gene Ontology annotation, molecular function: catechol O-methyltransferase activity. The record is from RefSeq and is a predicted model, not a curated record. Bases 30 to 821 code for a protein of 263 amino acids. The transcript is spliced from 3 exons. Gene Ontology annotation, biological process: dopamine metabolic process; catecholamine catabolic process; developmental process. Lineage: Eukaryota; Metazoa; Chordata; Actinopteri; Centrarchiformes; Centrarchidae.